Molecule: messenger RNA, 2159 nt
Organism: Anguilla rostrata (American eel)
Lineage: Eukaryota; Metazoa; Chordata; Actinopteri; Anguilliformes; Anguillidae
Product: class E basic helix-loop-helix protein 22-like
Exons: 1
Coding region: 466-1179 (237 amino acids)
Biological process (GO): sensory organ development; axon development; positive regulation of transcription by RNA polymerase II
Cellular component (GO): nucleus
Molecular function (GO): protein dimerization activity; E-box binding; DNA-binding transcription factor activity, RNA polymerase II-specific
Source: RefSeq, a predicted model, not a curated record
CAGACCCGCCGCCUUUUAUAAAGCAGCGUGCAGCUAUUCCCCUCAAAUGACUGGACUGUUCCGAGAGGGACCGAUAACGCUUGGCUUUUAUUAGGCUAUUUACCAUUUCAGUCUCAUUUACCGUUAACCUACUACAGAGAAAGAACUCCAUCCUAAUGCGUAAAAAUCUUGAUAACAACGUGCUUAAGUUCAAACGCUGAUCGCGUUCAAAAUCUCGUGUGGGUGAAUCAAGACUGGGUACGGGCUUGCGGACAGCGCUACAGUUCGAGCCGCUACCCACAUCAAGUGACAGGAAAACGUCGUUUGAAGAUUACUGGCUACGUGAGAGGUAGACUUUUAAACUUUAAACGCGACGAUAGGUGGAGGAAACAGCGGGGGGGAAGCCGACCCAUAAAAACUAGCCAAGGCACCGGAAUACGAACUUGAAGAGAUCUGGGUGUUUUCCACAAAACUCUCAGUGCGCAAAUGGAGGCAAUGCGAUCUAUUACCAAUAUGGAUCUUCCACCUCAGAAUCUCCUGUCAUCAAUCAGCUGUUUCGACCAAACUGACUCGGUACCACAUCAGCCAGGAGGACUGGUCGCGGGCCGAAUUGGGGCACUUGGCUUACCUACCGGAUCUAUGAGGGAGAGGUACGGGGAAAGUGGCGACAUGAAUACGGUAGCAGAGAGCAGCGGCGGGGAGCAGAGCCCGGACGAUGACAGCGAUGAAAGGUGCUACUUGACAGACACAGUGGCGUGCAGUGGUCAGUCUUACGUGGGUAAGAAACACGGAGAGCAGAAAUCGCUGAGGCUGAACAUAAACGCGCGCGAGCGGAGGCGUAUGCACGACCUGAACGAUGCGCUGGACGAGCUGAGGUCAGUGAUCCCGUACGCGCACAGCCCUUCUGUAAGGAAACUCUCAAAAAUUGCUACUCUGCUCCUGGCCAAAAAUUACAUCCUCAUGCAGGCGCAGGCAUUAGAGGAAAUGAAAAGGUUGGUGGCUUAUCUAAACCAAAGUCAAGGCAUUUCUACAACUUCUCUGACCCCAGCACCUGCACCCAGUCCAGCCUUGGGUGGCUACGAACAACAAAGCCGUUACGCAUUCGGUGCGGGACUUACAGUCUCGUCGUGUGCCGAUAAAUGCGCACUUUUCAGCAACCUCACAUCCAGUGUCUACAAGCCGUGUGCGGACAAGCCCUAAAUGCAAAAAAAAAAAAAAAAAAAAAACGAAAAUGACUCAGAGUCUAUUUUAACAAAAUAUUUAGACCGGAAUCACCUUCACUCUACCAGGAAAAAAGAAAAAUGUUUGUAGGCCUAGUUAUCAACUCACCCAAAGUGGCGCAGUUUGAAAACUAAUUUCUGUAUAUGUGUGUGAAAACCAUUAUGGCAAGUUACAAGUGAUUUUAAUUUGAUCGUUUUAAAAAGUAAGGUUUGUAACGGGACAUUUUCGAUUUCAUGGAGGGUAUGAAUAUUCCGUGCUUACACAGGGUCCCAGUUCAUACAUGAGGGCUAAAUGCAUCUUUAACAUGUUAUUAAGUGUUAAUCAAUUUCAUCUGCAUAAUCAUUUGAUCUUACUGCCUGUGGUAUUGCUAUCCAUUAUACAAUUAUCAUGCUCAAUGUAGGCCUGUGUAUACUUGACUUAUUUCCAUCAAGGUAAGCAUGAUAAUGCAGUUGUCAUGGCAAUGUUAAUUGAGUGAUUUUAGCCAAUGUAUAGCCCACGAUUGUGAAAGAACGGAGGCAGCUACGGCUGUUGAGGGUAACUGUCUGGAACUCCAAAUUCCCAAAUGUUGGAUGAUUCUGCAAACAACCAAUGCUCAUUAGGCAGCAUGUAACGUCCAUGGUUCUGAAAAAGUUAUUUUGUCCAUGCCCUUAAUUUUCCCAGAGUGUUUGUUUCAUCACUUUAACAUUGAUUUAUUCGGACAACUUGAAACUGCCUGUUCGCUGCAUUGGUAGCCUACUGUUGUGGGAGAAGGGGGUGUUAUAUUUUCUGCUGGUGUUUUUAAUUCCACUAGGCUUAAUGCAGUAUCUUUCUUGGGGUGACGUUAAACUGUUUAAGCUGCUUGCCAGAUCAAAGGCAUAAAAUCACGAGGCUACAUAUGUUGGCUCACACAGUGCAGCACACGAAGAACACCUGUAAUUAUUAUUGUUUUCGAAGGCUUUAUUAAAAUAUUUUGAACAAAA